AUGGCCGCCGUCACACAUCUAUCCAAUUUGUGCUUCUCUAAUGGCUCAAUGGAGACGACAGCGCGUAGCAACCAACCAUCGAUGGCUUCUUCACUACUCGUGGCCCGUACGAUUCGCCGGAAAGCGUUCCCCGGCUGUCGGAUUAUCGGGAAAUGGAAGCCCUUACAUUCCCGUCCGAUGAGCACUGGCCGGACGGCGCAAACUCCACCCUCAUCUUCCCUGACAUAUCCUUGGCUGAUGCUCCCCCCCGUCUUGGAAUCCGAUUCCACCACCGCGGCUUACAAAUUCUACAGCCUGGGCGAGAAGAGGGUCGUAACCCUAACCUGCGAAGGGGCGGCUCGAGAAUUAACCGCCAGCUGCGGCGAUGUCAUGUUCUUCACGGGCUCUUCCCACGGCUGGGUCGGGCUUUGGAACCCCCACACCCACGAUAUGUUCCUCUACAACCCCAUAUCCCGCCGCCACAUAAAGCUUCCCCCAUUUAACGACCUCCCCAAUUACAACCUCUACGCCGAUGUAGAAUCGGCUAGCGUGGCUAAGAUCAUCCUCUCCUCCUCCCCGGACGACGAGGCCUGCAGGGCCGUGAUUAUCUACAAGCUGGACGGAAUGAUGGCCUUCUGCUGCCCGGCCCGGCCCAACAACACGUGGAUUCCAAUGGGUGACCCGUUGGGCCCGGACGACGGGGUGAAUCCGGGUGGCAGCUACAUUGACUGCGUCUACUCCCCGGGCCACGGGAUCUUCUUUGCCUUCACACGAUACUUUAACUUGGAGUGUUGGGACCUGCAGGACCCGUGUUCCCCUGCUUCAACUAGGGUUGCUGAUGAUUUGAGUCUGCGCGGGUCUCCUCAGUGGGAGCCCAAGCUCACGACCCGGCUGGCCGUCAUGGGCCGGGACAUCCUCUUUGUGACUCCACACAGGGCUGACGUGGUGGACUUGGAGGGCCUGUGUUGGGUCGACUCUAUGGACUAUGGACAGAUAAAAUUAAAGCCGAUCCCCUACUUCCUUACUAUUGAUUUUGAUGUGGAUAGAUAUGACCCGAAAGGUGGGGAUCUGGUGAGGUGCUUCUCGCUCGGGAAUUGGGCUCUCUUUGUGGGGGCCUUUUGCCACGCGGUUGCAUUGCCUGCGGCCCAACUGCCCGGGAUCAGGCCCAACACCAUUUACUUCACGAAUAUGGACGGCAUCGAGGUGUUUAAGAAUGUUAAACUGAUCAACGGCAACGACAUUGGCAUUUUUGAUUACAAGAAGAAGACAGUGUCACCGUGCUAUUAUCCAGUCGAGGUCCGGAGACUCGAGAAGAUUUUCCCAGCGCCUAUGUGGUUCUUCCCCAGCCUUGCCUCUAAUUGA
Striga hermonthica is the source of this 1341-nucleotide messenger RNA. The record is from the annotation of a GenBank genome assembly. Lineage: Eukaryota; Viridiplantae; Streptophyta; Magnoliopsida; Lamiales; Orobanchaceae.